CUCUGUCACAUGUUAACUCUCUUGCGCGUCUGUUGCGCACCAGACGCGCCAAACUGAUCCAUGUCUCGCGCCGGCAGCGGACUGCACCAGACACCAGUGAGGACCUGAGGAAUGGCCUCUGGACGGGAUGGAUCCAACUCAACCACAAACCUGACCAACCAGUUCGUGCAGCCGGCGUGGCGCGUCGCUCUGUGGUCGGUGGCUUACAGCACGGUGCUGGCGGUGGCCGUUUUUGGGAACUUGAUCGUGAUUUGGAUUAUUCUGGCGCACAAGCGGAUGCGGACUGUCACCAACUAUUUCCUCCUGAACUUGGCUUUCGCGGAUGUUUCGAUGGCCGCCUUCAACACGCUCAUCAACUUCAUCUACGCGACUCAUGGAGAGUGGUACUUCGGAGAGGUCUACUGCAGGUUCCACAACUUCUUCCCCGUCACCGCUGUGUUUGCCAGCAUCUACUCCAUGACCGCGAUAGCCAUCGACAGGUACAUGGCCAUCAUCCAUCCUCUGAAGCAUCGUCUGUCUGCAAAAGCCACAAUGGGAGUCAUCGUCUGUAUCUGGAGUCUGGCUGUGGUUCUGGCCUUCCCUCUCUGCUACUUCUCCACCACCAGAACUCUUCCCCGUAGGACCCUGUGCUACGUUUCCUGGCCCCGCACGGCCGACGACCCCUUCAUGUAUCAUAUCAUAGUUACCGUUCUGGUCUACCUGCUGCCCUUGGUGGUGAUGGGCAUCACUUACACCAUCGUGGGGGUGACGCUGUGGGGAAGUGAGAUCCCCGGAGACUCAUCUGAUAACUAUCUUGGACAACUCCAGGCUAAAAGGAAGGUGGUGAAGAUGAUGAUCAUUGUGGUGGUGACCUUUGCCCUCUGCUGGCUGCCGUAUCACGUCUACUUCAUCGUGACGGGUCUCAACAAGCGUCUGAGCAAGUGGAAGUACAUCCAGCAGGUGUACCUGUCAGUGCUGUGGCUGGCGAUGAGCUCCACCAUGUACAACCCCAUCAUCUACUGCUGCCUCAACAGCAGAUUCCGGGCUGGUUUCAAGAAGGUUUUCCGCUGGUGCCCCUUUGUCCGGGUGUCGAGCUACGAUGAGCUGGAGCUUCAAAACACAAGGCUUCGACCGAGCAGCAUGUGCACCCUCUCUCGAGCCAACACCAGCCUCCUGAGCAAAGACAAGAGCACUUGUUCCCGUGGCAACAGGUCAAAACUCAACUCCCAGCAGGAUAAUAAAGACAGUUAGUCGUCUCCACUGGGUACGCUGAGCCAACAUACGGUUGUUUUUGUGUUUUUUGACCUAAUAAAUAUGAAUUAACUCAGACAGUUGGUGGGUGGGGGUGAAAAGAACAUGGUGCUGUUCAGGAACAACAGGAAGAUAAUUAUCGUACUGUGGCUCCUGAUUUCUCCAUUUACCAAGAGCAGCAACAGUAGCUGUGACAUGCGGCUCACAGGAGGCAGAACAUAUAGAAAUAAUAGACAGAUAUUUGUAGAUUAAAUGUAACUUCUAUCUGUUUUCUUGGAAAUUCAUUGCACAUGCAUGUCCAUAAAUCUGCAGAGAAAUAAUAGAAACAACACUCAUAAUUAACACAUUCCUAAGAAUGCUUGCAUUUUUCAGUUUUCUUCGCUAUCAAAAUAAACUCACUGGUACAUAGAAACCUGAAUCUGGUGCACUUUUAAUGGAAAAUGUAAAUAAAAAAGUUUGGAAUCAAGUUGAAACCCAAAAUAAAUGGCAGCUACAGCAAGCGUUGAAUGUCACCAGGGGAUUUUUUUUUUUGUGGCCAACUUUAUCGAAAUUAAUGAAAUAGAAUUAAAUAAUCAGUUCUGACAAGUAAUUUUGUAUAUCACCAUAUUAUAUUAAAUAUAACAAAUAUAUGUGUACAUGUGUAUCUUUAUCUGCUGUAAUUAAUAUUUGAAACAUUAAUGCCUUUCAUUGAAUUGAAACGUGUAUUUUAGAGCUGGAUUUGUGAUAUCUUUUAUUAUAGAAUGCUGCUGUUCCUUAGGUUGAAUAUGUUUAACAAAGUGGUGCAAACGUGCAUGUUUUGUUGCUGUUUUGUUUCCUAAAAUCUAACUGGCAGGCUUUUUGGAUAAAUAAACAAAAUAGUGAGAUUAUUUCCACCUGUCAGUGAGAGAGAAAUGGUUAACAUAUACAUGCACUUUUAACAUUGGCAUUUUAUUUAUGCAUACAUGAGAUUUUUUGUUAUAAGAGGAUAUUUCUUACUUGUUUAUGUACUGCACUUUCCAUGGUUUGAUUGAUUUUGACAAUAAGGAUUUGAAGAUCAAAAUAUUUUAUGUCUGUAAAAGAAGAAAAAGAAGAAGAAGAAAGUCAACAUCCAUUUUGUUGUUGCACUGCGUCACCUCUUGUAUGAUAUUAACAAUGAUGAAGAGCUUGGGGUAGUAAUACAAAUAUUACAAUUUCUUUAAAACUAUGAAAGAUAACUUAAAAUUUUUAAUGGAAUGAUUUCAGAAACAUGUUUUUGGAGGAAUAACUGGAAAAUGAAAUGAUAACAGCUUUUCAUUACAAAGAUAUUGCAAGAAAAUGACCUCACCGGGUCAUUUUUGACCCACUAAUGCAUCUAAGGGUUAACGUUGCUCUAUAAACAUUAAAUCUAUGACUGCUACACUGACGUUAAAACGAAGCUGGUUGGAUCUUACCUGCUUUUUGUGACAAAAUGUAAAUUCACAAGUGCUGAUGUAAUUGUUGCUAGUUGGACAAAGCAUGUGCCAUUUUAAAAUGAACAUUUUUGGAGUGUUGUUUUACGAGUAUUUGUUCAUAGUUUCUGUAUAAUUGUACACAAGCAGUAAAGGUUGUAAUACUGUGAUAUUUUGGUACAGAAAAAACACAUGGACACAAAUUAUAACCAGUCUGAACAGUGAAUAUGUGUUUCAUUGUGUAAUGAUGAAAAAAUACUAUUAAAGCUCAUAUAUUCUCUGUAAUUGACUAUUUAGUUAGAUUUUAUUUCAGUCAUAUGUAGUGAUGAAUGAAGUCAGACUUUUACUGAUCAGUAGAUGUGUUUUUUUAUUUAACAUUAAUGGAAACAGAAAGAUAAAAUAAGACUGUAUGGUACUAGAAGCAGUUAACCCUUUAAGACCCACCAUUGUGCAAGUCCGCCAGGACAUAUUUUUACAUUUUUACAUGCUGUAGUGCCAUUUUUUGGAGUAUUUUUAUUUGCUUUACAUCAAAAUAACCCUGAUAUCCCAAAUUUUAAUCAUAUGUGUUGACUUAUGUCUUAACUACUACAAAAAAUUGCUUAAAAGUGCAAUAAACCUUAAAAAAAUGAAAAUCGUUUUUGUUUUUUUCACAUAUAUUUCAAAAUACAGAAAUUGCAUAGCUGUAUCCCUCAAAUUUGUAAAUGUAAAAAAAUUGCACAAU
Molecule: messenger RNA, 3357 nt
Organism: Amphiprion ocellaris (clown anemonefish)
Lineage: Eukaryota; Metazoa; Chordata; Actinopteri; Pomacentridae
Gene: tacr3l
Product: tachykinin receptor 3-like
Exons: 5
Coding region: 112-1230 (372 amino acids)
Biological process (GO): positive regulation of flagellated sperm motility; G protein-coupled receptor signaling pathway
Cellular component (GO): plasma membrane; sperm midpiece
Molecular function (GO): tachykinin receptor activity
Source: RefSeq, a predicted model, not a curated record